Molecule: messenger RNA, 2491 nt
Organism: Porites evermanni
Lineage: Eukaryota; Metazoa; Cnidaria; Anthozoa; Scleractinia; Poritidae
Source: the annotation of a GenBank genome assembly
AUGGAAGGUGUAAAGUCUGUGCUAGUCACAUUUUUUCUCACCUUCUUCGGACUUUGCUCCGCCAAACCAUCAACCCAAGAGUACGUGCUACUGGAAAAGAACCAUGAUGUCGAAGCUUGGCGAGUGGAAGGCUGGGAAAAGCUCGAGCGACUUCGAUCGUCGGAAGAAAUAUUUCUGACCUUCGCUCUCAAGCAAAGUAACUUGGAAUCUUUGGAACGUAUCUUCUGGGAAGUUUCUGAUCCGAAAUCUGAGGAGUAUGGAAAGCAUCUGUCCUUGUCUAACCUAACACAGCUGAUAGCGCCAUCGGAAGCGACGAUUUCGGCCGUUCAGAGAUGGCUCCGAAGUUAUGGUGUCCAUUCAAGCGACUGCAGCUCCAUUCUCACGAAAGAUUUCAUGACUUGCCGGAUGUCUUGCCAAUCGGCUGAAGCGAUGCUUGUUGGCGCAAAAUUUUAUCGUUUUAAGCACGCCAAACUUUCCAAGCCCGUUGUUCGUUCGGAUCAACUCUACUCUGUUCCGAAGAGUAUUACGCCGCAUGUUGACUUUGUGGGUGGGGUACUUCGCCUUCCAGCUGUUAACGGCCCAUCUUCGCCCAAAGUUUUUGAACAUGAAUUUUUAGACAGCAUGUUAAUAAGGGAUCGAAUCCACAUCGGUGUCUUCCCGAGUGUUUUACGAGAGCGCUAUAAUGUGUCUGAUGUUGUUGGAACCCAUCCUGACAACCGCCAGUCAGUGGCACAGUUCCUGGAACAGUACUACAGUCCUACCGAUUUAGAGGAAUUUUUCUACCUCUUUGGUAGCUCCUUCAAGCACCUGGAGAAAAUGACCAAAGUUAUUGGCCCGGACAGUGGACGCUCUGGUAUAGAAGCCAGUUUGGACACCCAGUACAUCAUGAGUCUUGGUGCCAUGGUACCAACGUGGUUCUGGAGCACUGCUGGUCGCCAUGAAUCACAAGAGCCCUUUUUAGAGUGGCUUCUGGAUGUAAGCAAUCGUUCUGAGGUGCCAUGGGUGCAUAGUGUUAGCUAUAGUGACAAUGAGGAUACACUUGAUGUAGCUUACAUGAACAGGAUCAAUGUGGAGUUCCAAAAAGCUGGUGUAAGGGGGCUGACAUUCUUAUUUGCAAGUGGUGACAAUGGUGCAGGUUGCAAAAAAAAGAAAUUCCGACCUAUGUAUCCGUCGUCUUCUCCAUAUGUUACCACUGUUGGAGGAACAGCUUUUGACGAUCCCUUCACCGUGUCUGACGAGUAUGCCUAUGACAUCAGCGGUGGAGGAUUCAGUAAUGUAUUCUCUCGUCCUUCGUACCAAACUGAAGUUGUUGAAAACUACCUGAAAUCGGGGCCUCAUAUCCCACCCCCAUCGUAUUUCAACCAAACCGGCCGUGGAUUUCCUGACAUCUCAGCUGUGUGUAACCACUUCUGGAUCGUCAACAACAUGGUCCCUGUUCCAGGUGUGAUGGGAACAUCGGCUUCUACUCCGACAGUAGCUGGCAUCAUUUCAUUGCUAAAUGAUGCACGGUUACAAAAAAACAAGUCUACGCUAGGAUUCUUGAACCUCUUUUUGUAUCAGAAUGCUGCAACUAUGUACGAUGUCACCUCUGGAUACAAUGACGGAUGUCUGUCUGGGGAUACUGGGUUUUAUGCUACCACUGGCUGGGAUCCAGUGACUGGUUCUGGUACUCCUAACUUCCCAGCAAUGGUAAAGGCAGCUCUUAAUUACCAGUAAAAUUGUAUUGGGCAUUUUUUUGAUCAAGAACAGAUUCAGGGUGAGAGCGCAUUGGUGGAAGGUAGACUGUACAUCAUAGAAAGUUUAUUACAAAAAUCUUUGCUACUACAAGUUUUAUUUUCAGAUAAUAUGACAUGAAUUUUCCAAACACAAUUAUAUUGAACUGAAAUCAUUAAUCAUAAAUAAAAGGCACUCAUUACUGCUGUUUAUUUUGCAAUUAAUGAAAUGGUAGAGUUUCCCUUAUACUGUAUGAAAUUAUGAAAUUCAGUAAGGUUGUGGCCAAAGCAGUGGGUGUUUUGGGGAAAAGAUCAAGGCCCCCUCUUAUUACAUAACUGAAUCAUAGAGGAGGAGUCCAGGGGACCCUUGGUCCUUUCUUUAUUUUUAGGCCAAACUUAAUCCUGCAGGGCUGAGAAAAAAUAUUUUUGAUGCCACCCCACUCUUUUUUAGCCAUUAGAUAAGUGGGUACCAUGGGGAUAUCAUCCCUUGAAUGGCCCAAAGGGGGAGGCUGUGCCCAAAAGGGGUACUUUUUGCAGGCCCCAGGUAUAUGAAUGGGUAGGGAUUUCACGAGUUGAAGCAUAUCUAAGGGAAUCAGGGGUUUCAGUAAUGAUUGAAGUAGCCAGCAGGUUUGAAUAGAAUACCCGACUGUAUCAGCAAGGGGCCAUUAAUCCCGUACCUCUAGGGGGAUUUGGGGGCAUGCUCCCUCAUAAAAGUUUGAAAUUUUAAAGCCCCAAAAAUGUGAUUUCCAGCAUUCUGGGGACUAAAUUAAGGACAAAAG